UCAAAAUGGCGGCGGCGGCGGCGAUGAGGCCGAGGCGCCUCCGCGGGUCGGUCGGGGGCUGAGCGCCGGCCGCUGGCCGCCGGACCGCAGCCGAUGGAAGGGCGCUCCCAGGACCAAGCGGAAGCCGCGUCGUCCGCACACCAGCCCAAUGGCGACCAGAGCAGCGCGCUGGGCUCCGUUCCGGGCCCGUCCCCCUCCCGGAGGGCCCGGCUCCUCGCCAAGGCCCGAGCCGGUACAUACAGCAGCACACCUAAGAUAUUGGAGGACAAAGUUUGGACCGACUUCACAACUCCUGCUGGACAGUGUGUUGAAAAUUGUGAAAUUGUGAAUUUUCAAAACUGUGAAGUAAAAACAAUGUGGUCUUUGUCCGUUCCAACAUACAAGCACAAUUUGCACUGUUCUAGAUAUGAAGACAGUAACAGCCUUAAUUCUGAGGACUCGGGUAUUCCUACGCUAGAAAUUGGAAAUCCAGAACCCAUCCAUUGUGGUGUGUUAAAUGUCAGAACAAACAAUGUUGAUCCAUCCCAGUGUGCUGGAUUUUCACACGACAAACUCGGACAAGGUUCAGGUAGUCUCCCACCUGGCAUGUGCUCACCGGCUAUACGACUGGAGAAUGACAAUGCAAUACGAAAAUCCUCCACGUUCCCUCGUUCUGGUUAUGAUAAUGUGAAACUGUACAGUCCAUCUGCAAGAGGAGUAAACAAAGCUGAUGAGAUAUCUGUAAGCAGUAUUUCAAGCCUGAGCACAGAACUAUCCACAACCCUGUCUGUUAGCAAUGAGGAUAUUUUAGAUAGUCUGGUGACCAGUGAUUCGAGUGCAAUCGUAACUCUGGAAACUGAUGAGGCACAGUUCACUGACAUCAGUCUAAAUUCUUCCAGAGACACCUACAUGCAAGCAGACAGUUCUUCAGAACAAGAGACCAAAUACAAAAAAUUGGGUACCCUUGCCAGCUUUUUUACCAGGAAUCUGUUUACUAAGAAACUCAAAGAUACCAUACCAUUAGAGCAGAAUACUCCAAGUUGGAAAUUGUUUGGGAGGAUGCCUGCCAAGGAAAGCCCUCUUAAAGAUUCCAAGAAGAUUCAGCAGGAAUAUGAAGAAGGAUUGAGGAGAGCCCAGAAGUCUCCCUCUCCUAAUCAAUGCGUGAGGAAAAAUCUAGACUUCGAACCUCUCUCCACAACAGCACUUAUCCUUGAGGACAGGCCAGCAAAUCUCCCUGCAAAACCAGCCGAAGAAGCUCAAAAGCAUAGGCAGCAGUAUGCAGAGAUGGUGGCUCAAGUGAAAAAACGAGAACAAAAAGAUGCCCAACGGCGAAGAAAGCUGUUGGAAGACAGGUGUAAACUGGAAGAUACCAUUGGUAAUGCUGUGAUGACUUGGAACAAUGAAGUCCUACCCAACUGGGAGACCAUGUUUAAUUCUCGUAAAGUUCGUGAUCUCUGGUGGCAAGGAAUUCCUCCAAGUGUGAGAGGGAAGGUGUGGAGCUUGGCCAUAGGGAAUGAUCUAAACAUAACUCAUGAGCUAUAUGAAAUUUGCUUAUCUCGAGCUAAAGACAAAUGUAGAUCUCUCAGUACAGCACACUCUGACAUGGACAAUGAAGAUCAAGGGUUAUCUGCGGCAGACAGGGAAGCCAGUUUAGAGCUCAUAAAGUUGGACAUUUCUCGUACAUUUCCAAACCUUUGCAUUUUUCAGCAGGGAGGUCCUUAUUAUGAUAUACUGCACAGCAUUCUAGGAGCAUACACCUGUUACAGACCUGAUGUAGGAUAUGUGCAGGGAAUGUCUUUCAUUGCUGCUGUGCUGAUUCUAAACCUGGAUACUGCAGAUGCCUUCAUUGCCUUUGCUAAUUUAUUGAACAAACCAUGUCAAAUGGCAUUUUUUCGUGUGGACCAUAGCCUUAUAUUGAAAUAUUUUGCAGCCUUUGAGGUGUUCUUUGAAGAAAACUUACCACGGUUGUUCGCACAUUUCAAGAAAAACAACCUUACCCCAGAUAUUUAUUUAAUUGACUGGAUAUUCACUCUGUACAGUAAAUCCUUCCCUCUGGACCUUGCUUGUCGUGUCUGGGAUGUAUUCUGUCGUGAUGGGGAGGAAUUUCUUUUCCGAACUGCUCUGGGAAUCUUAAAGCUUUAUGAAGAUAUUUUGACCCAAAUGGAUUUUAUCCACAUGGCACAGUUCCUGACCAAGCUCCCUGAAGAGAUGCUAUCCGAGGAUCUGUUUGGAGCCAUUGCAGCCAUUCAGAUGCAGAGUAGAAAUAAAAAGUGGGCUCAGAUACUCUCAGCAUUGCAAAAAGAUACGAGAGAGCUGGAUAAAGGAAGUCCUGCUAUGAAACGAUGACUUGCAUAUUUGAAUGUUUGAAGCCAUGUUGUAGUAAAUUGAGUGUUAGGUUCAAAAAAUGGAAAUAAGACUUUGUAAGUCGCAGUGAUGGGCUUCUUACUGUGAUUUACAACAUCGUGUUAUUUGAUACUAACGCUGGAGUAAGCCUUAAAAGAAUAAUCUUACAUAAUUGAAAUUGUGGAUGCAGCCUUAAGAAUUUUGCACAACCUCAUCUCCUAUGUACCAUGGGCAGUUUUUUAACAAGCUUUAAUCCCAAUAAUUCAAAACAAAAUAUUUACUGUACAUCAACUGUACUUAAAUUACAGCAUACUAUCUGUAUAUUCUCAGAUUUGUCCAAUGUGAUUUAUAAAUCUCUCAAGUCCAAACAAUAGAAAUUGGUCACUAAAUGUGGCAGUUCAGUUUCUUUCAACUUUGCUAUCUUUUUGUCAUACCACUUAUGUCAGCAAGUCUGGGUAACAUCAAAUUUAAACCAUAAACCUUGUGUUUCCAACCCAUUUGAUUUACAUUUAAUAGCUUGUUGCAUCCAAUGUCAGCCCAGUUAUAUAACACGUUUCCUGCCUACACUGCAUACACCAAAAUUACAUCUCCUUUUGCAUAUAAUUAUAGAGUCGUAUGCUUUCAUGCACUUGACCUAAUGCUGCUGUUCUUGACUUAAAUGAGACAGCACUAUGGCUGCAUCCGUUCAUCGCAAGCUGUUUAGAAUCAUACCACUAUUUUUUCCCAUAAGCUUUGCAUUUGAAAUAGAACUGCUGUCAUUUUGUUGCUACCCGUGCAAUUACUGGAGUAAUAAAACAAUACAAUUUUAGCAGCAAAAUUAUUUUAUCUAUGGACAACAAAAUGUAAUAAGGUUUCUACUUCAUUAGAAACUUUUUACAAUUCUGGCCAUUGCUACAUUGUGAUUAAAGAUAACUAAUAAAAGUUGGCAUAUGUCAAUGGGUUAAACACUAUCUUUAGAGUAAGGAGCAAUUCAUAUGUGUAGGCAGAAGAUGGAACUGUGCUUGUGUACUCAAAAAUAUGUGAUGUAUUUCUUGGUAAUCUUUAGCUCAGGGCAUUUUUCUCUAUGAAAUUAAAUGGCUUCAUGUACCACCAGAGAUGUAAAACGAAGGCUAACAUGUAAACUUGUUUUUAAUAGCUGCUUGAGUUGUUGGUGGUGAUCUCACUUGUAUCAUUUGUGACCUGAUACUAGCACUUUCAUAACAUCCUUUUGGAAAAAUGAGAAUAUGGCAUAAAAGUUGGGAAUUUUGGAGUUUGGUUACAAUGAAGGUGACGCGCACACACAUGCAGCCACUUUUCACUUUGAGCUUGAACCCGGGAUGGCUGUUCUACCAUUGUGGUAUCAUCAUCAUUCAGUCCUGUACCCACUUUCCAAUCUGUCUUCUCAGCACUGGUUAUUUGGAGCAUUAACCACUUUUCCCUUUGUACUUGGUUUCAGUAUCUAGCUGUUGACAGUCCACCACCAGCAUGCAGGGAGAGCUGAUUCAGCACAAGCCAUUGUUUGAAUCUGCAACUUUGGAGUCUGUUUAACAAACACUAAGGUUCCUUUGACAAUGAGAUAGUUGGAUAAGAGAAAAGAAUCUAGUGCAGUUGUGAAUUCAGUGUAAAUUCUCUUGAACCUUUGAUACUGGAGUUUGUUACCAUUGUUGCAUGUUGGAGCAAGUUACUGAAUUGGUGACAUGCCAUUUGUCAGGACAGUUGCUGAUUAACAUUGUCUGGUGACACCCUGACUUGAUAGAGCUAGCACCAAACAUUUGAACUGGAAGCGUCAACUUUUAUGGUUGGAUUUUAUUCCAAGCUGUCAGGUUAGCUUGUUUUUAGGGUUAUCAGGUCAAUUUGUAAAACAGUUCCAAAAUAUUGCAUUCCGUGUUAACUUCAAACUUUGUUCCAACUUUGUUUUAUGAUCAGUUAAUUGAUAUAUUGAAUUUAUUUACAUUUCUGAAGAAAGAGAAGCUUGGGUUUUUGAGCACAGAUGCAGUGACUUGCAAGGUCAGAAGAUGUUUUAGUAUGUGAACUGAAAUUUUCCUUUGGGAUAGGGAACUGCCCACAAUGUGUGAUUACUGUGCAUACUUCUAUGUAAUAUUCCUUUUAAUCAUCAUAAGUAGGAUAGAAUUUGUCCCAUCAAGGAUGAAUUAUCCUUCAAUUUGGUAUGGGAGGAAUGCACAUCACUGUUAUAAUAGUUGGAAACCCAAUUUGAAUACAGCAAGGCAUUCUAUAUUUUCCCAGCUUAAAAUACGAAUCAAACAAAACAAAACGUGUAACCUUACAAUAGUUUGGAAUGUGUUUUAUUCUGGGACCGUGCAGAAUAAACAGUUAAGUUAAUAUCUGUGCAUUUAUGUUCUGAAAAACUCUGGCCAGUGUUGACCACUUUACCAGAUCACUAUCUCAAUGGAUUUUGCAAAAGUGAACUCAACCCAGUCCUUUGCUGUUGACUGCUUUAGGAGAUGUAAAUAUAUUGGGCCUCUGUUAGCAGAGUGACCUACUUGCACUUGUGUAUAAUGUCUAUAACUGGUACUUGUCGACUUUGUCUUCAGUUCUUUUGCGUGUAGUCCUCUCAUAAAACAAUGCUUUUCUUUUGUAGAUGUGGUUCAUCAUGCAAGUGAAGAUUUAUUUUGGUAGUGUGAAGAAUUAAAUGCUGCAAUAAUGGAAUAUUUGCACAGUUAGUUUUGAAAGAAUUCAUUUGCGAAAUAUCCUCUUCCGGGGUGUAGUAGUUGAACUGAGGAUUCUUUCUUGAAUUUGAUAAGGUUUGAGGCACUUAGUAACAAACAAUGCAAUUAAUAUGUAUAUAUGUCACAAUUUAGCUAUUAUUUCAAAUUGUACAGAUUUAAAUGUUUAACAGUUGUCUGUUUGGUCACCAUUUCAUUGUGACUGCAGUGUGAUUUAUUAUUUUGUUUCUGGAUUUUGUUGGCACUGGAAGUGAUUUUUCACACAUUUUAAAUGUUCUUAAUUGCACACUCAAUGGUAUAUAAUUGACACCAUUUCAAAUCUAUGAAGUAGUGUUUUAAAAAGCACGGCUGCAAUUUUAAUAAUGGUACACACCCUAUUAAUGUUUAGUUUACUUCUGUCCUGGGCAUAAGUGAUUUAAACUGAGUAAGGUUACCAGAUUAUGAAAGAAGAUGUACUAAAUACAGAACAUUAGAUUUUCCUUCAAAUGUAAAUAAGAUGUUUUCCUAAAAUCUCUGAAUAAAGAUUGAUUUAGA
Messenger RNA from Pristis pectinata (smalltooth sawfish), 5519 nucleotides. Its product is annotated as TBC1 domain family member 14-like. The record is from RefSeq and is a predicted model, not a curated record. NCBI's taxonomy places the organism in Eukaryota, Metazoa, Chordata, Chondrichthyes, Rhinopristiformes, Pristidae. Bases 94 to 2325 code for a protein of 743 amino acids. The transcript has 14 exons.